Fusarium redolens is the source of this 2391-nucleotide messenger RNA. RefSeq names its product heterokaryon incompatibility protein-domain-containing protein. Lineage: Eukaryota; Fungi; Ascomycota; Sordariomycetes; Hypocreales; Nectriaceae. The coding region runs from base 1 to 2391 and encodes 796 amino acids. The record is from RefSeq and is a predicted model, not a curated record. The transcript is spliced from 6 exons.
AUGGAUCAGCAAGAACAGAGUUGCAAAAAACAUGACUUCUUUAUGCAAUCGACCCGCGAGGCGUUCAUGAGGACAUGUCUGUCCUGCGGAUUUGUUGAAGAGCUCCAACUUUCACAAGGAAAGCGAAAGGUCGAUCCGUGGCAAGGUUGGCUCUCAGCUAAGAUUCAGCCGCUGUCAUGGCCCCCUUGCAUUAAAUACUCUGGAACUCUCCAAGUCUAUAGCUACCGCCCAAACAUGCAGACCUCACUUCAGAGUCAACCUCAAAUGGAUAGAAACCCUUACAUCUACCGUGACCUACCCAAAACUUCCUGUAUUCGGCUAUUGGAGCCAUUGCAGGGCUACAGACUCGAUGCACUCAGCGGGCGUCUGUUCGAGGUUCGUUGGGAGCAAGAGACAUGUCCUUCAUACUCUGCCCUGUCCUAUACUUGGGCAGAUGACAAGGGCGAUAUCUCACCUUCAAAUCUCAUAUUCCUUGAUGAAGAACAGAGAGUCCUACGUAUCACUCGUAAUUGUGAUAGAGCAUUACGAGGCUUGCGCCAGAAGAAUAAGUCAAGCUUACUAUGGGUCGAUUCCAUCUGCAUCAACCAGUCAUCUGCUUCAGAAAGGUCACACCAGGUUGGGUUGAUGAAAACCAUAUACUCCAAGGCAACUACUGUUCACGCUUACGUGGGAGAGAAGGAGUGCAGAGAAGACCUUACAGGAACCGAAGCCAUCACUCUAUUAAAAGAAAUCCAAGGCAAUGGAAUCUCUAGCAUGCUGUCUGGCGAGACCAGCAACAUCGCCAUUCUUAACAACUUCUUUUCAAGGUCCUAUUUUGCUCGAUUAUGGAUUGUCCAAGAGCUUCUUCUCUCCCAAUCGAUUACGUUUCACUGUGGGGAAGUUUCACUCCCAGUUUCCAACCAGUCCAUCUCUCAGCUAUACGAGCAAGGUAUCAAGGUUCCUUCAUGGGUCCGAUUUGCUGGAAAGGCGAAAUCGAAUACGGAGCGUACCCCUAUGGACUUGAAAGAUCUUCUUAUUGCCACCAGUGUCUGCCGCGUGACAGAUCUACGUGAUAAGGUGUUUGGGUUGCUAGGUCUUGUUAGCGAUGUUCAAGCUUCAGACUUGAGUCCUGAUUACGAGUUGAUGCAUAUAGAUCCCCACCGGAACCAGGAAAGCCUUUAUGGGAUGCCGUCUUGGGUUCCUAUGUGGAAUACAGACAUGCCGCUGCAAGGUUCUGAGAAUAUCUCCAGACAUAUUCAGCAGAUUGAGUUGGACUGCAAACGACUACCUACAUACGAUUCGCGAGUCGAUAAUUUUACGAUACGCGCCAUUGAUGGCUGGUCCCAUGACAAGAUCUCAGAUUGCAACAACAGAGGAAAACUCUGUAAAACAGUGCAUUCUGGGUCAGGCUUUCUUGCAAGCAACAUCCAGACAAUACCUCAGACGAGAACAGCCAAUGGACUGGAAGAUAACAAGUAUAUCACAACUUUCUGGCAUCUGAAAGGCAACAUUAAAAUUGCAGUUCGGCGCUACCGGCGGCCAUUUUGGGAUGCAAGACCCCUGGGCUGUGCUCAUCUCAUACGAGUCGAUGGGUGCGCUUUAUUAUUCUUAGCGUGCAAGACCUCUGACAGCCUGCAGUAUCGCCUGGAUAGUUCGUGUGUUGCAGCUAUAGUUUGUCACAUAAGGGAGCCUAGCCCUGGUGGGAUCCUCAAGUUCGAUGACCUCCGGCGUUUCUCACAGUUCAUCCCUCUUACACUUGAAAUGGUUCAAUUCAUAGCAAAGUGGAGAAAUGCAGUGCUCACAAUCGCAAGCUCAGAUCCAGCAGAUAGGGAACACCCUCCAUCAAUCGAGGACCAAAGCUGCCAUCAUUCCUCUCUGAACGAACAGGAGAUAUACCGCCCAACUUGGAGAAGCUGGGGGCCUUUUCUGGCCCUGGAAACUUGGCAUAUGUCCGAAAAUGAUAUAGAGCUGCAGAGACAACUGCCAAGCCUAGCUGAGUUCUGGGACAAGGCCCAUAUAUUGCAUACUUGGGUUCGGAAGUGGACGAUGAGCGCCUUGAACUUGAGAAAAUACCGUUUCACUGUCUUGCGACACAGCAAUGGUCUCUACCCCCUGGAAAGAGCACUGAGAGACUGCCUUGGAAUGUCAAACGCCUUGGCAGGAACUUUCGAGAGUAUUAUUGGGAACAACUUCACCCUUCAAAGCUUUCGCCUGCUUGAGCAGCUAGUUGAUGCCCUGACAAACCCUUGGCAUGAAUGCGUAGGCAGCAACCUUUUGGGUUAUCAAGGAACGAUAGAGGCUAAAGAUAUACACCCUGAGUACAGUCAUAUCAAGCAAACCAUGGAAUGGAAGAAGGUACUUACGGGGCUAGUAAGAACAGAUACAGAGAUAGAGUAUGUAAGUUUUAUUUAG